AUGACCGAGCACAUCAAACGCAUGGUCGCCGUCGCUUUCCUCGUGGCUUCGGUGCCCGUCCUUCUCUUGCCGGGGAAGCUCAAGACCACACUCGACAGCGAGCCAGAGGCGCUCACAAGCCAGGAGGCGGACAAGCUGGCCAGGGACUUGCUCGCCUUGGGCCAGAUGGUGUCCGAAUUGCAGGAGGAACGCGCCAUCCAUGGCACGAUGUCGGGCGCGAGCAGUGGCGAGCGCCGCAGGCUCGGCCUCGAUCGUGAGGAUCAGAAGCAGCGGGGCCCAUCCGAACAGCAGGGGGGAGCCGCGAACGCCGAGCCGCGGCGCUUGAGCGCCGCACCCACGACCCUGCGGCGCCGGGCGGUGUACACGCGAUGGGGCUCCAAGACGUGUCCAACAGGGUCCAAGCUGAUCUAUUCGGGCUUCAUGUCCACUUCCCACUACUCGCAUUCUGGCAGCGGGUACAACAUGCUGUGCAUGCACCCCAGCCCCCAGCUGCCCUCCGGCCACGACGCAGCCAACAACGAUGGCGCCCUCUUGUACGGCGUGGAGUAUGAGAACACAGGUGCCAUUGACAGGCACCACGACUACGACGCUGCUUGCGCCGUCUGCCAUGGCAGAAUGGUGCAACGGUUUUCGUCGAAUGGGGCAACGCUGAGUCGCGCCACAAUCCGUCCACGCCGAAGACGUGUUCGAACCCGUCGCACGAGAUGA
Messenger RNA from Prorocentrum cordatum, 708 nucleotides. The record is from the annotation of a GenBank genome assembly. NCBI's taxonomy places the organism in Eukaryota, Dinophyceae, Prorocentrales, Prorocentraceae.